CUGAGGGUGAUGACGCUUCCACAUUGAAGCCACACGAUUCGAUGUCCUAGUGAAACCUGAUCUCUACUUGCGGAUUUCUCCAGGAAAAAAAAAAAAAAAAAAGAAGGAAAAGAAAAAAAAGCAUCCAGGGCACUUAUGAUCAGCUCAGUUUGUGUUUCCUCCUUCCGCGGGCGCAAGUCUGGUAACAAGCCUCCUUCCAAGUCAUGUUUGAAAGGAGAUAUGGGCAAAAACGAGGACAGCGACAAGAUUGUCAUUAAUGUUGGUGGCAUCAGGCAUGAGACCUACAGGAGUACCCUCAAAACCUUGCCAGGAACCAGACUUUCCUGGCUCACGGAGCCUGAUGCCUUCAGCAACUUUGACUAUGACCCCAAGACUGAUGAGUUCUUCUUCGAUAGGCAUCCUGCAGUCUUCGCCUAUGUCUUGAACUACUAUAGGACUGGCAAGCUGCAUUGCCCUGCGGAUGUCUGCGGACCCCUCUAUGAGGAAGAAUUGGCUUUUUGGGGGAUUGAUGAGACAGAUGUGGAGGCUUGCUGCUGGAUGAACUACAGGCAGCAUAGAGAUGCUGAGGAGGCGCUGGAUAGCUUUGAGACGCCUGAGCCCACUGAGGAGGAGGAAGAUGGGGAUCUGAAAAGACUCUGCCUUCAGGAAGAUGGGAGAAAGCUGGGCUGGUGGAAGAGGCUCCAGCCAAAAGUUUGGGCUCUCUUUGAGGACCCAUACUCUUCCAAAGCUGCCAGGUAUAUCGCCUUUGCUUCCCUGUUCUUCAUUCUCAUCUCCAUUACAACGUUUUGCCUUGAGACCCAUGAGGCAUUCAAUGAGAUCAUCAACAAGACUGAGACCACCACACAAAACAACGUCACCAAGACGGAAAUUAUAUUAGAAGUGGAGACUGAACCUUUCCUCACUUAUGUAGAAGGCAUGUGCGUGAUAUGGUUCACCUUUGAGUUUUUCAUGCGUGUUUUGUUCUGCCCUGAUAAAAUGGAAUUCAUUAAGAGCAGCUUAAACAUUAUCGACUUUGUGGCUAUUUUACCCUUCUACCUGGAGGUUGGCUUGAGUGGCCUGUCUUCCAAAGCCGCCAAGGAUGUCCUAGGUUUUCUUCGUGUUGUCCGAUUUGUUAGGAUCCUGAGAAUCUUUAAGCUCACUCGUCAUUUUGUUGGUCUCAGAGUUCUUGGCCAUACUCUACGAGCCAGUACGAAUGAGUUUCUCCUUCUUAUCAUAUUUUUGGCACUCGGGGUAUUAAUCUUUGCCACCAUGAUAUACUAUGCGGAAAGGAUCGGGGCUGAGCCUGGUGACAUUACUGGCAGCGCACACACCAACUUCAAAAAUAUCCCCAUAGGGUUCUGGUGGGCUGUGGUAACAAUGACAACUUUGGGGUAUGGUGACAUGUACCCAGUGACUUGGUCGGGAAUGCUGGUGGGUGCCCUUUGUGCGUUGGCAGGUGUGCUAACAAUUGCUAUGCCAGUCCCGGUCAUUGUCAACAAUUUUGGAAUGUACUACUCCCUAGCAAUGGCUAAGCAGAAGCUACCAAAGAAAAAGAACAAACAUAUUCCACGGGCUCCUCAACCUGGAUCACCUAAUUACUGUAAACCAGACAUGCAGUCUCCUCAUAGAAGUGCGACAGGAGAUGCCUGCCCCUUAGCUCAGGAGGAAAUCAUAGAGAUCAACAGAGCAGACUCCAAGCAGAACGGGGAUGCUGCCAACGCUGCACUGGCCAAUGAGGAUUGCCCAACAAUAGACCAGGCUCUUUCCCCAGAAGAAAAGUCUCCUGUCACCCCUGGUGCAAGAGAGAGAUACAAUCGCGACCGAGCUUGUUUCCUGUUGUCGACGGGGGAUUUUGCUCAUUCUCCAGAUGGCAACAUCCGCAAAGGUUAUGAAAAAUCCCGGAGUCUAAACAGCAUAGCUGGCAUGAGUGGGAAUACGCUCAGACUGUCUCCUAUCUCUACCCCAUUUGGGUCACCAUCGGCAGUGAGACGCCCGCGGUCUCCCAUUCCCUCCAUCUUAUAGCAUGGACUCAAUCAACUCAUAAGGGGAACCUUAACUAGUAAUAACUACAAAAACAAACAUCAACACUGGCAAAAGAACAAACAUAAGACAGAGACUUUAACAAAUUUUGUUAUUUUUUAAGAGGAUGAUGAAAAUAUAGAUUAUAUGCAGAUAUAUUUAAAAAUAAAAUCAAGUUUGGCUUUUAUUAUAAGAAAAAAAAAAAAGAAAAAAAAAAACAUUUUGCACUUUGCUGAGGAAUAUAUAUAUAUAUAUAUAUAUAUAUAUAUAUAUUAAGAAUAAAAAGACUUUGACAUGACUCCCCCUACCGAAUCAAAUAGCUGUGCUCCAGGAAGAAGCUGUUGUGGAGCAGGAAAUGCUCUUCCGCUUAUGAGACACAAGCCAAAGGAGGUUUCUAUAGGGCGGAGAGGGAUACAAGGGUAUAAUUUUUUUACGAUGAUAUUAAUAUUUAUUGUUCUUAAGAAUUUCCUUCGUGCAGUAUGAAGGCAAAAAUAUGAAAAAAGUUCAAACAAUAUAUAUAUAUAUAUAUAUAUAUAUUUAUAUAUAUAUAUAUAUAUAUAUGAUUCUCCAAUACAUUUUAUUUUAUUUUUAUUUUUUACUUUUUUGGUGCGGGGAGGGGAUCGUCCUUCUUAUUUAUUUCCCUUUCUGUCUUUUUAUUAAACCUUGAUCUUAUACCUAUGGAGCUGCUUUGUGCUUCCUGAUCAAUCCUCACCACCAUACUCAGGAUUUAAUGAGCCAUAUAUCAUAUAUACGAAGAAAUAUGUAUAUAUAUAUAUAUAUAUAUAUAUAUAUAUAUAUAUGCGUAUGUAUGUAUGUGUGUUGUAUGUAUGUACUGUAUGUAUUUUGCUACCCUCAUACCUUCUUACUAUUUUCUGUGCAUGAUCUACUGUUGCAAGCAAUAACAAGUCUGCCUGACUGCAUGUUCCUAAAUUUAAAAAAAAUCCAAUACCUAAUAAUUGAAAUAUGUAUAUAUUGUAACGUAACAUGGUAACAUUCCCAUAGCUAUCUAAUCAUUUUGGUGCAUGGCUCUGUUGACUGGUGUUUUUGUUUUUUGUCAGAAAGCUGAGUCCACUUCUUUCUUUCUCUCUUUUCUCUUUUUGUUUUCCCUCCCUUCCUCUAUCUUUACCUGUGUCACACUCCCUCCUGUCUCCUUCCUCCUUUUCCUUUUUUGUUUUUGUUUUUUAUUUUUUUCUCUCUCGUCCUCACACAGAAAAUUAUAAGGAGAAUCCUGUCCUUGUUCGAUAUAUGCAGGCGGAAGCUGUCACUGUGAAUUAAUUGAUUUCCUCCCAUGUACUCAAUCUCUUUUCGACACCUUGAUUUCCGAGUAAUAAUAAUCAUUUCAAAAAAAAAUUUUUUUUUUGAAAUAACAACACAAAACAGCAACUACUGAAAAAACAAGGUAAUGAAAAAAUAGAAAAAUAAAAACAUACAUAAAAAAAUGUCAAAAAGAAAAUCAAUUCAAAAAGCGAGGGAUGGAAAUCAAUGGUCAUUCCCAAUGCCUAUGGGAUUAUGGUCACAGAAUCAAAUCAGCUGUGAAGAAGAAGAAGAUGUGGAAGAAUAAAGAAACUGGGAAAUUCAAAAAUAAACUGGAUACUUGGAUAAUUCUAUUUUUUAAAUUGGGGUUCUAUACAAGUGGAUUGCACUGGAAUGAUGAGAAGAAUGUUGAUCACUUUGACUAUUUCCAAGGCAGUUCUCUGCUAUGGGUGCGGUAAUGCAUCAACAGGAAAAUUAACAAUACAAGGAAAAGGGACUGGACAGAUGUAACAAAACAAAAAAAAAAGUUGAAAAAUACUAUUUAAAGGUUGCAUUUUCCUAGCCAGCAUGUGUUUGCAUGUUAUACUGUAACAAUGAUAUUUAAUGUUAUAUGCAAAAAAAAAAAAAAAAAGGUAUAUUUUCCUUCCAGA
This is a messenger RNA of Hyla sarda, 3902 nucleotides long. Its product is annotated as potassium voltage-gated channel subfamily C member 1-like. The record is from RefSeq and is a predicted model, not a curated record. Gene Ontology annotation, biological process: protein homooligomerization; potassium ion transmembrane transport. NCBI's taxonomy places the organism in Eukaryota, Metazoa, Chordata, Amphibia, Anura, Hylidae. The transcript has 4 exons. Gene Ontology annotation, cellular component: axon; dendrite membrane; voltage-gated potassium channel complex. Gene Ontology annotation, molecular function: protein binding; delayed rectifier potassium channel activity. Bases 136 to 2001 code for a protein of 621 amino acids.